CCUUAUUCCUUAGCCAAGAGUAUUAUGUGAAAUUAUAAUACGAUUUUAAUAAUUUAUGAAAAUUUUUAACCAAAAAUAAAAUCUGCAAAUAAUAAUGGUUUGGAAGGGUAGAAAUUGUUGACGACUUGACGUUAGCCGACUAAGAAAGAGAAGGGAGAAAGGCUAAAACGGCACCAGCUGAUCUUCUUCCUCCUGCAAUUGCUUAUUCAGGCUUUGAAACCCGCUCAUUUCAAUGCCUCUCCAGCUUCUUCAUGCCUAGCGAAGUCGCAGUAAUUCUACUGGAUUUGAGCUGAGGAUCAUGAAUUUCCUGAUCGGAGCUUUCAAGCCGCCAUGUAACGUUUCAAUCACUUUUGCUGAUGGAAGAACUCGCAAGCAGGUUCCAUUUAAAAAGGAAAAUGGCCAAAAUAUCAUGGUUCCUCUCUUUCAAAGUCAAGAAACCAUUGUUGGAGAGGUUGUUAUAGAACCAGCACAAGGGAAAAAAGUUGAACACACUGGCGUUAAGAUUGAGCUACUUGGUCAGAUAGAAUUGUAUUUUGACCGAGGCAACUUCUACGAUUUUACAUCACUUGUUCGUGAACUUGAUAUUCCUGGUGAAUUAUAUGAAAGAAAAACAUAUUCCUUUGAGUUUUCUACAGUUGAAAUGCCAUAUGAGUCUUACAAUGGUGUCAACGUGAGGCUUAGAUAUAUUUUGAAAGUGACAAUCAGUCGUAAUUAUGUCAACAACAUUGUGGAGUACCAGGAUUUUGUGGUUCGCAACUACUCCGCACUUCCAUCAAUAAAUAAUAGCAUUAAGAUGGAAGUUGGAAUUGAGGAUUGCCUUCAUAUUGAGUUUGAAUACAGUAAAAGCAAGUACCAUUUGAAAGAUGUCAUCAUUGGAAAAAUAUAUUUUCUUCUGGUGAGAAUUAAGAUUAAAAAUAUGGAGCUUGAGAUCAGGCGUCGUGAGUCGACAGGAUCAGGGCCUAAUACAUAUGUUGAGACGGAGACCCUAGCAAAAUUUGAGUUGAUGGAUGGUGCUCCUGUUAGAGGUGAAUCAAUUCCAAUCAGGCUGUUCCUAAGUCCAUAUGAGUUGACACCCACAUAUCGUAACAUCAACAACAAAUUCAGUGUGAAGUAUUUCUUGAAUCUUGUUCUAGUUGAUGAAGAGGAUAGAAGGUAUUUUAAGCAGCAAGAGAUCACAGUUUAUCGGCUUCUUGAAAAUUCUUGAUUUUUUGUCACGAGUUGGGAGUAUUCAACAUGAGAAACUGGGGCAGCAUGUUGGCGAUGUCAUUUGAAGCAUUUGUUUGCUUUCUUGACAGACUUCAGCUUGGCGUUUAUGGAGAAUUUUUUGUGAUAUUUGCACGGAGUUUGUCAAAUGACAUACUAUUUAUUUUUUUAUUAUUUUAUUAUUUUGGUUUUAGUGAAACCUUUAAAAUGACAAAUCAUAAAUCGUUUAGAUUUCUUAACGUUUGAUUUUGAUUUUGUGAAAAUAUUUGUAUCAAUUUGGUUCAUUGUCAUUUCUUUC
Manihot esculenta (cassava) is the source of this 1501-nucleotide messenger RNA. Its product is annotated as vacuolar protein sorting-associated protein 26A. Gene Ontology annotation, biological process: intracellular protein transport; retrograde transport, endosome to Golgi. The coding region runs from base 299 to 1204 and encodes 301 amino acids. Lineage: Eukaryota; Viridiplantae; Streptophyta; Magnoliopsida; Malpighiales; Euphorbiaceae. Gene Ontology annotation, cellular component: endosome; retromer complex. The transcript is spliced from 12 exons. The record is from RefSeq and is a predicted model, not a curated record.